AUGACUGAAACAGACCUGCUACACAUCCCGAUACCGCAUUUCCCCCCGUUCAAACUCAGGUCGUCGAUGAUUGACAAGGACCCUGUUAUUUGGGCUCAUUUGUUAGAUGCUUACAUUCAGUUGAUGCAACUAUUGCUCGACCCCCAAACACCAAAGCUAAGUGUCAGGUCUCAGCAACAGUUGCAGAUGUUUUUGAAACUCUAUUUACAAGAAACAAGCGUUGAGAGUGAGAGAGUUUUUUCUUUGGGAGCUAUCAAUCCGGAUAUCAAACGAAAUUCGGAAAUCUUGCGUACAUAUGUGUUUCAACUAAUCAAGAAUUUUAGCUUUGUAAAGUUGAGCAUGAGUGGGGAAAUGAUUUGGGAUUUUGUUCGAAUAUAUGCUGAAAAGAAUGCACAAACCGUGAGGAGUCUCAUUGAUGGAUCGUUCAAAUCAAAGUUUAACGAUAAUAAAAAGUCUGGAAGUAUAUCUUCAAUUCCAGUGUUGCAUAAACAUCUUGAAAAAUUGAUAUCGGAAGGAAAGUUUUCAUCAAAUGAUUUGAGUUGUUUCAGUAUAUUGCUUGGACAGCAUGUUUCCAAAACGAUUUAUUCGAUGGGAUCAAACAAGACAGUAAAUAAAAGUCAAAAUAACAGUCUCCACUUUGCGGAAACCUUUGUCACAUCACUGUGGAUAGAGUUUUUGGACUUAGCUUAUGCUGAUGGACGGGGUUCGAAUGCUGACACAGCCAAGAACGUUAUAAUCCUUUCCGUGAUAUCCUUGUCAGCUCCUAAAUUGUCAAAGUUAGCAUCAGAGUUGGGAAUUACUUCAGUUGACACAUUGAAUAUUGCACCUUUGUUCAGUGCAGUUAUUGCAUCUAAUGCUUUAAAAGAUUUGAUACCGAAAUUGGAGGAGAGACUACCGUUCCUCAGACAUGUCAAUAAUGAUGUAAAUGAUAUAGAUGAUGACGAAAAUGAAGGGGAUUUUGCGGAAAACAUCGAGGGAAUAUCGCUUUUGGUUGAUUUAUUUCCUGCAUUGACAGAGAAGAAGGCGAAAGUGAUUUUGAAAGAACAUGAUGGAGAUGUCGAGUUUGUCACUAAUCUUCUUUUGGAGAAUCCGGAUCGUAUCACCUCCAUAGAGGAAACUCCGUCAAUACAAAAGACUGUGGAGAAUGCUAACACGGCAAUCCAAAAGAGGUCAAUAUACGACGACGAUGAUAUAUCAAGGGGCGACUUUUCUAAAGCUUCCGUUGUUUUCGGAAAGAAACAGAAAGCUCAUCUUGGUGCAGCAGAUGAUGACUUGAAAAAGAAGACUUUGAAUGCGGCGUUGAGGUUGAUUUAUGAAAGUGACGAAGAUGAACCCGAUGACACUUACGAUGAUCAAGAGAAGACCACAGGCACCGAUUUGGAGGAAGACUUGAGAAAGAAAAAGGGAGCAAAGCCAUUACAAGAUGUUGAGGAGAAGAAGCCGUCGUUUUCUGCAGUUGAACCAACAGAACGGCAUCUAUUCAGUAUAUUCAAAAAAGAGGGAGCCGAUGCUUUUGCCAGAAGUUCACGAAAAUCCAGUCAACGUCAACAGAUGAAAAAGAGCAUCAAUUGGUCGGAUGAACAAAUCGAGGGAUGGCUACGCAUGCUUCUCAAAUCCCCUCGAAGGUACAAGAUACUCGAAGAGGAUUACUUAUAUGGCGGUGGAAACCCAAAUAGACUGCAACAAGCAGAGCCUCUGGCAGCACACGAAGUAGAUAAGGCAUCUUCUAAGAAGUCCCCUACUCCAAAUAAUGCCCAAGAAUCCAAAGAACGAGUUAAGCACAUUCAUGCCAGGAACGAAAAGAACAAAGCUUCCAAAUCGAAUCAUAACCGGAAGUCCCGACAUGAUAAGAAGGCCAAUUUGCAACUUGCCGGGAUGAAGGAGUAA
This is a messenger RNA of Lodderomyces theae, 1887 nucleotides long. RefSeq lists its product as uncharacterized. Gene Ontology annotation, molecular function: ubiquitin binding. NCBI's taxonomy places the organism in Eukaryota, Fungi, Ascomycota, Pichiomycetes, Serinales, Debaryomycetaceae. The coding region runs from base 1 to 1887 and encodes 628 amino acids. The transcript has a single exon. The record is from RefSeq and is a predicted model, not a curated record.